Melampsora larici-populina 98AG31 is the source of this 750-nucleotide messenger RNA. RefSeq lists its product as uncharacterized. The record is from RefSeq and is a predicted model, not a curated record. The transcript has 7 exons. Lineage: Eukaryota; Fungi; Basidiomycota; Pucciniomycetes; Pucciniales; Melampsoraceae. Bases 1 to 750 code for a protein of 249 amino acids. Gene Ontology annotation, molecular function: GTPase activity; nickel cation binding.
AUGGUCGUCUUGAAUACACAUGAACAUUUAAAUCAUCCUGGAAAGUUUACGGAAAGAGAUUUACCAAAUUAUAGUGGUAGAGAUUGGAUUGAAAGAUCUUUUACUAUUGGAAUUGGUGGGAUUGGAUGUUGGUUUGGUAGACCAGUUGGAUCUGGUAAAACUGCAUUAACAUUAGCUUUAUGUGAAAAACUAAGAGAUAAAUACGAACUAGGGGUUUUAACAAAUGAUAUCUUUAUACCAGAAGAUCGAGAUUUCUUACACUCGAAGGGUGCAUUAAAAAACCCAAAUCAAAUCAUCGCCAUCGAAACCGGUGGUUGUCCACAUGCAGCUAUUAGAGAAGAUAUUUCUGCAAACUUAAACGCUUUGGAAAACUUACAACUUAGGUUCGGGUGUGAUUUAUUAUUGAUUGAAAGUGGUGGUGAUAAUUUAGCUGCUAAUUAUUCGAGAGAAUUGGCUGAUUAUAUUAUUUAUGUGAUCGAUGUGGCUGGUGGUGAUAAAAUUCCAAGAAAAGGUGGACCAGGAAUCAGUCAAAGUGAUUUACUAGUCAUCAACAAAAUUGAUUUAGCUGAAUAUGUUGGAGCUUCAUUAGAAGUGAUGAGAAAAGAUUCAGAUAAGAUGAGAGAUGGAGGUGCAACGAUCUUUACGUCUGUUAAACAUGGUGAAGGGAUUGACUCGAUUGUCAAUUUAAUUUUAUCGGCUUGGGAAACAAGUGGAGCAAAUCAAUUUGAAAAAUAUAUGAAAUCUACUUAA